AUGGUAGAAAUUAGCAUAUAUGCUAAUGAUCACAAGGCUGACAUUUUCAGUUUCGGAAUAGUGCUAUGGGAACUUUUAACAGGAGAACUUCCAUACUCGUACUUGACACCUUUGCAAGCAGCUGUUGGUGUUGUACAAGAGGGUCUGCGGCCUACAAUUCCGAAGCACGCUCAUCCAAAGCUUGCAGAACUGCUAGAAAAGUGCUGGCAACAAGAUCCAACUCUAAGACCCAAUUUCUCUGAAAUUAUAGAGAUUCUGAAGCAGAUUAGCAAGGAGGUUGGAGAUGAUGGAGAGGGGCACAAGGAUAAAUCAAUAGGCGGAUUCUUCUCAGCACUCAGAAGGGGCCAUCACUAAAGUCCGGAAUAUAUGAUCCUGUGGGCCAUUUUCCAAAUUUCAAUUCCAUUUUCUCAUGUUGAUCAGCUCAUUUGUAGUUUUAACUUGUAUUUUUAUUUUAUUUAUAAUAUAGGAGCUUACCUCGUAAAUUUUGUGUAUUUAGGUUUCUUUCUUUUUCAUUUAGAUUUUUUUUGUCCCCAUCGUAAUUUGUUUCAUUGCGCAAGUUGCACCAUAUGUUGAAAUGGCUGAGUAUGGUUGUAACACGAAAAAUGUUUGAGAGCUUUAAAUUGGGAGCACUGAAGGAGCUCUAGAGAGUGGGUUCCACUAAUUGAUAUAAUGUUUUGAUCUUAAA
Messenger RNA from Camellia sinensis, 685 nucleotides. The record is from RefSeq and is a predicted model, not a curated record. NCBI's taxonomy places the organism in Eukaryota, Viridiplantae, Streptophyta, Magnoliopsida, Ericales, Theaceae.